Lotus japonicus is the source of this 633-nucleotide messenger RNA. RefSeq lists its product as uncharacterized. NCBI's taxonomy places the organism in Eukaryota, Viridiplantae, Streptophyta, Magnoliopsida, Fabales, Fabaceae. Bases 1 to 633 code for a protein of 210 amino acids. The record is from RefSeq and is a predicted model, not a curated record. The transcript has a single exon.
AUGUCGAACCUUGCCAAGCUCGAUUUUGUGGCCCUUGACAUUAUUGGGACAAACUAUUUGUCUUGGUUGUUAGAUGUUGAAAUGCAUCUAGAUGCGAAUGAUCUUGGUGAUGCAAUCAAAGAAGGAAAUGCUACAUCAAACCAAGUUAAAGCUAAAGUGAUGAUCUUUCUUCGUCAUCAUCUUCAUGAAGGAUUGAAAACUGAAUAUCGUACCAUAAAAGAUCCACUUGAUUUUUGGAAAAAUCUGAGAGAGAGAUUUGACCAUCAGAAAACUGUCAUUUUGCCAAAAACUCGUUAUGAAUGGCUGCACUUGCGCUUACAAGACUUUAAAAGUGUAAGCGAGUAUAACUCUGCCUUGUUUAGGAUCACUUCUAAAUUAAAAUUGUGUGGAGAAAAUGUAAGUGAUGCAGAUCUACUAGAGAAAACAUUCUCUACUUUUCAUGCAUCAAAUGUGGUCCUACAGCAACAAUAUCGGGAACGAGGGUUUAAGAAAUACUUUGAUUUGAUCUUCUACCUUCUCGUGGCUGAACAGAAUAACGAGCUUCUCAUGAAAAAUCAUGAGUCCCGGCCUACUGGUAGUGCUCCAUUCCCUGAAGUGAGUGCAGCAGCACACAAUCAAGUUUUUUGUGGUUAA